AUGUCGACAGAAGGGGAAAAGCCUGCCGCCGGCGCAGGCGACACGUCAGGAGGUCCGACGCAACCACCGCCAAGCGGUGAGACCAAGAGCUCGUCGAAGGAUGCUCCCGCGACCGGCGCGGCGCCGGCAGGCGACAAGAAGCUCUCGGGUGCUGAGCUGAAGAAGAAGGCCAAAGAGGAGAAGGCGGCACGCCGUAUGCAGGCCAAGGUUAUGCAGACGGCGGCUGCACCACCGGGCGCCGCGGCAGCGGCAGCGGCAGCGGCCGCCGCCAAGGGCAAGGCCAAGCAGGACGGCGGCGCGGGCGCCAGCGCGCACGGCAGCAAGACGGCACCCAGGACGGCACCGACGGAGCCUCCCAAGCCCAAGGCGACGGUGCCCGCGUGCUUCAGCCACCUGUCCAUGGCAAAGCGCAUGAGCAUCACCCAGGCGGACAAGGAUGUGCACCCAGUCAUGCUGCAGCUGGGCCAGAAGAUGAGCACCUUUGCUAUUUCCGACAGCAUCACACGAGCAGAAGCGACGCUGCUCGCCUUCAAACAGGUCAUUGAAUCCUACACAACCCCCCACGGCGCCACCCUCUCGCGCCACCUCACGUCGGUCGUGCUCAAGAACCAGAUCGAGUACCUGACCGCGUGCCGGCCCAUGUGCUUCUCCAUGGGCAACGCCAUCCGCUGGCUGAAGCUGCAAAUCUCCAAGGUGGACAUUGACUUGCCCGACGCCGACGCCAAGAAGCAGCUCGGCGAGGCCAUUGACGCGUACCUGCACGAGCGCGUCACGCUCGCCGACAUCGUCAUCGUCAAGACGGCCGCCGACAUGCUCACCGAUGACGACGUCGUCGUCACCUACGCGCGGCACCGCCUCGUCGAGCGCGCGCUGCUGCGCGCCCGCGCCGACGGCAAGCGCUUCCGCGUCGUCCUCGUCGACGACCCCUUUGAGCGCGUCGGCCUCACCCACGCCAAGCGCCUCUCGGCCGCCGGCGUGCCCGUCGCCUACUCGCACGACCUCGGCGCGCUACGCACCAACCUGCAGGGCGCAACCUGCGUCCUCAUCGCCGCCGAGGCCAUGUUCAGCAACGGCGCCGUCUACGCCCGCGCCGGCACCUGCGACAUUGCCACCGUCGCCCGCGACCUCCAGCUGCGCGUCGUGGCCCUCUGCGAAAGCAUCAACUUCACGGAGCGCGUCUCGGCCGACUCGCUCACGUAUAACGAGAUUGACCCGGAGCGCAACUCGAGCGAGGCGUUUCGCCUGCUGUUUGACACCACCACGGACAAGUUCAUCUCCAUGGUCGUGACGGAGCUUGGAAACAGCUCGGCCAAAUCGGUGCCGGCGAUUCUGAGGAAGCUGGAGGAGCUGUAG
Messenger RNA from Cordyceps militaris CM01, 1353 nucleotides. Its product is annotated as translation initiation factor eIF2B delta subunit. NCBI's taxonomy places the organism in Eukaryota, Fungi, Ascomycota, Sordariomycetes, Hypocreales, Cordycipitaceae. The transcript is spliced from 2 exons. The coding region runs from base 1 to 1353 and encodes 450 amino acids. The record is from RefSeq and is a predicted model, not a curated record.